This is a messenger RNA of Propithecus coquereli (Coquerel's sifaka), 3070 nucleotides long. It is a transcript of the gene OSTM1, whose product is annotated as osteopetrosis associated transmembrane protein 1. The transcript is spliced from 6 exons. Gene Ontology annotation, biological process: osteoclast differentiation. Bases 106 to 1110 code for a protein of 334 amino acids. The record is from RefSeq and is a predicted model, not a curated record. Gene Ontology annotation, cellular component: cytosol. NCBI's taxonomy places the organism in Eukaryota, Metazoa, Chordata, Mammalia, Primates, Indriidae.
CUGCUCUUGGCCUGCGCCCGCGGAAGCCGGAAGCGGCAGCUGUCGGCGGCGCCGGCUGUGGGCGGAGGAUACGAGACUAGCGCCUGGGGGUUUGUCGACCCCGUGAUGGAUCCGGACCCGACAGUCGCGCUGCGGAGGUCGUCGUUGCUGCAGUGGCUACUGCUGGUGCUGCUGCUGUGGUCGGGGCUGGCUCUGGGCGCGCUCCCUUUCGGCAGCAGUCCGCACAGGGUCUUCCACGACCUCCUGUCGGAGCAGCAGUUGCUGGAGGUGGAGGACUUGUCCCUUUCCCUGCUGCAGGGUGGAGGGCUGGGGCCGCUGAUGCUACCCUCGGACCUGCCGGAUCUGGAUCCCGAGUGCCGGGAGCUCCUGCUGGACUUCGCCAACAGCAGCGCGGAGCUGACAGGGUGUCUAGUGCGCAGCGCCCGGCCCGUGCGCCUCUGUCAGACCUGCUACCCCCUCUUCCAACAGGUCGUCAGCAAGAUGGACAACAUCAGCCGAGCCGUGGGGAAUACUUCAGAGAGUCACAGUUGUGCCAGAAGUCUCUUAACGGCAGAUAGAAUGCAAGUAGUUGUGAUUCUCUCUGAGUUUUUUAAUACUACAUGGCAGGAAGCAAAUUGUGCAAAUUGUUUAACGAACAACAGUGAAGAACUAUCAAACAGCACAGUAAAUUUCCUCAGUCUAUUCAAUCACACCUUGACCUGCUUUGAGCAUAACCUUCAGGGUAGUGCACAUAGUCUUCUACAAACAAAAAAUUAUUCAGAAGUAUGCAAAAACUGUCGUGAAGCAUACAAAUCUCUGAGUCGUCUGUACAAUGAAAUGCAAAAAAUGAAUGAACUUGAGAAUAAGGCUGAACCUGGAACACAUUUAUGCAUUGAUGUGGAAGAUGCAAUGAACAUUACUAGAAAACUGUGGAGUCGAACUUUCAACUGUUCGGUCCCUUGCAGUGACACAGUACCCGUAAUUGCUGUUUCUGUGUUCAUUCUCUUUCUGCCUGUUGUCUUCUACCUUAGUAGCUUUCUUCACUCGGAACAAAAGAAACGCAAACUCAUUCUACCCAAGCGUCUCAAGUCCAGUACCAGUUUUGCAAACAUUCAAGAAAAUUCAAACUGAAACCUACAAAAUGGAGACUUGACACCGUACCAUAUGAAUGAAUGGUGGAAGACACAGCUUGGUCAGAAAGAAGAUAAACUGUGAUUUGACAAGUCAAGUUCUUAAGAAACGCAAGGACUUCAGAUUUAUUUUCAGAUAAAAAUUUUUCAAUUUUUCUUUCCUUUUCCACCCCCCUUUUUAAGGACUUGGGUAUUUUUAAUUUCCAUUCAUAGCAAUGUUGUUUAUUUUAAAGUGUAUUUGUUACAAUAACAGAAGAUGCAAGAACAAUCUUUGUUUUGUAGACAUAUUAUUACUAUUUGAAAUUUCUGGCAUCUCCUUAUUACGUAAGUAUCUCAAGUAGAAAAGUUUUGGAAAAUUAACAUUUAAAAAUUAAUCAGUUACAGCAAACACUUUGAAAAAGAAAUAUACUUGCCAAAAGUUAGAAGGUCCAAAGAUUAAUUUAAAUUACUCCUCAUUGCAGUAUUACUGUUACAUACAUAUUUAGUAUGUCGUACAUUAUAAUAAUAUGUAAUCCAAUCUCUUGUUUCUCUAAAGUCAUUUUUGAAACCACUAACUACAAACCUCCCUAACAAUUUUUAGAAGUGGUAAGCCACAUUACAUUUAUCUUUUUAAAAAGAUUUAUGGUAACUGGUUUCUUACUUGACUUUUAUAAAUAGUAUUUUGCAUCUUAUUUUUGCCUUUAUUUCAUAAGUAAUUUGAAAUCACUGGACUGCUUUGUUAUAUUCAGGGCAAGAUGGAUUCUUUUUAUACCAGGGUUUUGCAUUGUGAAUUACAUUAAGUUAUUUGGCAAUUUAUAAUUUAUUACUACUUUAAAUCAACUGUAGCAUUAUCACACUGUAUUUAAAUUGUGAUUUUUUAAAUGAAGUUUUUCUCUUGGGAUACAUAGGGAUUUGGGAGAGAGAAAGGAGGCAUAAAAAAAGCUUGAGGUUCAGAAAAUAGGCAGGGUCCUGAGAGGAUACUCACUAUAAGGCUCUUGAGCUGUUCAUAUUGGGGGUGUGAAUCAGAAUGAUAGUCUCAUACAGAAAGCAGUUAGAUUAAGAUGAUUCUUAUUUUUUUCUAAAUUAUUUAAAUCAGAUAAAAGUGAUAAGAUUGAAAUAAAAUCACAUAUUUCACUCUCAGAAAACAAAUUCUAUUUUGGAAUGUUUGUAUUAGCCCCUAAAAACACAUUUCAGAAUUGUUCACAAUUUUAUUUCUCAGGUUUUUGGAGUUCAGUAUUUCACUUAUUAAUUCCUUCUUGCUUUCUUGGUGGAAAUGGGCUUUGUUUUCAAUAUUAAGACUAUAAAGCCUCCUCUGUAUGGAAACAGAGUUCGGUUAAAUAGUAAGAGAAUCUGAAUCUCUUCGUAUACUGUAAAAUGCUCUAUAGAGAGACAAGAAAGUGUUUUUAUUAUUUUUUUAUGUUUACCAUAUACACAGAGUGAAAGAGAAGGCUCAUCCUUGGAUGUGUAACAUAUCCAAAAGCUGUUACAGUUUCUCUGGUCUGCUGUGAUCCAUUAAAAAUGUGCUGGAGUUUGUUCAUGCUGCUGAUACAUAUAGCACUAUCUUGAUUUGAAGCAUAUGUUUGAGAGCCUUUGAAAGCAGUCUUCAUUAAUGCAGAUAAAACCAGUUUACAUGUGCAAAGUUAGAAAAUGACAUGUUCGAUUCUGUAAGUAGUGACUUUUUGAGCACCUUUCAAUAUUAUGUAUUUGUAAAAACCAUUGUUUUUGAAUAUAAGGCUAAUAAGCACUUUAAAAAAAAAAAGGCCACCUUUACUAUUUUUCUGGUUGGGUCAUUGCUCUUUAGAAGUAGCAUCAGCAGUAGAUUUCAAAAGUAAGUAUUAAGCGCCACACUAAAGUGUGUAAAUAUUUCAUUUUGUAGUCAUAUUGAAAAAUUCUUUGCAUAGUUCUGAAUUCUGAGAUACAUAGCAUAUAUGUAUGCACAAGACUGUCUUAAGUUUCUUUGACACCUUAAAUAAACGAAAUAA